Molecule: messenger RNA, 805 nt
Organism: Chrysemys picta bellii (western painted turtle)
Lineage: Eukaryota; Metazoa; Chordata; Testudines; Emydidae
Source: RefSeq, a predicted model, not a curated record
GGCAGGGCAAAUCGAACUCCUUCUUCUUGGCAUGCAGUCAGAGCAGGAAGGGUGUUGGGUUCACUCAGGAGCCAACCUUGGGAGGAGAAUUUAGGGGAAUUCUUGCUCCCUGCUGAUCAGUUCAGGAUUCCUGCCUAGAAAUCUCCACUGGGUGAACUCCCAUCAGCUGAGCAGAAUGAAGCUGUUGGCUUGUAUCGUCUUGGCCUCUCUUGCUGCUGCUGCUACUGCACAUCUACACACAGACCCGACGCUGGAUAACCACUGGGAGCUCUGGAAGAAAACCUAUGGCAAACAAUACAGCCACAAGAAAGAGGAAGGGGAACGGCGCGUGACCUGGGAAAAGAACCUCAAGCUCGUUAUGCUGCAUAACCUCGAGCACUCACUGGGGCUGCAUUCCUAUGAGCUGGGCAUGAACCACCUGGCAGACAUGACCAGCGAGGAAGUGGCUGCUUUGUUAACUGGACUGAAACUUCCCCAUCGACCUGACCGGAAUUUCACCUACAGGCCACGGCUUGGCAGCAAAGUGCCUGACUCCAUGGACUGGAGGGACAAAGGAUGUGUUACGGAUGUGAAAAAUCAGGGGGCCUGUGGGGCCUGCUGGGCUUUCAGUGCUGUCGGUGCCCUAGAAGCCCAGGUGAAACUGAAAACUGGAAACCUGGUGUCUCUCAGCGCACAGAACCUAGUCGACUGUUCCACUAUGUACGGGAACUACGGCUGCAACGGCGGAUAUAUAACCAGAGCCUUCCAGUACAUCAUCGAUAAUAAGGGCAUUGAUUCGGACUCCUCCUAUCCAUACGCAGCUCAG